Bombus pascuorum is the source of this 904-nucleotide messenger RNA. It is a transcript of the gene SdhD, whose product is annotated as succinate dehydrogenase [ubiquinone] cytochrome b small subunit, mitochondrial. Bases 163 to 765 code for a protein of 200 amino acids. Gene Ontology annotation, biological process: tricarboxylic acid cycle; mitochondrial electron transport, succinate to ubiquinone. Gene Ontology annotation, molecular function: heme binding; ubiquinone binding. NCBI's taxonomy places the organism in Eukaryota, Metazoa, Arthropoda, Insecta, Hymenoptera, Apidae. Gene Ontology annotation, cellular component: membrane; mitochondrial envelope. The transcript is spliced from 4 exons. The record is from RefSeq and is a predicted model, not a curated record.
AGUCGAUACAGAAAAUUCGUCUCUAUAAUUAUGCACACAUACUUUUAUAAGAGAUUAGAAUCGUAAUAUCUAAUUGUCAUAAAAAAUUAAAGAGGAAUUCAUAGUUCAUCGCUCUGUACAAACAAGUACAGAUUUGAAAAUCUUGUAUUUUACUAUAACAAAAUGAUUUUAAAAAAAGUAAUAUCUCCCACUAUCAUUCAUAAGGUUAAACAACUAGAAUUACUUUCAAAAUCUAAUCUUUUUGCAAAUUCUUGCAAACUGCCUCAAUUUGGUAGAACAUCUAGUAGUCUUGCCAAUGUUAGACAAUGUUUAAAUUCUGGUACAACUAGCAAUAGGAUCAAUUGCUUAACAAAGUUUCCAGCAACUACCACUUUAGGUACACAAAUAAGCCGCAAUGCAAGUACACCUACAGGUGAUCAUGUACGUAUGUGGGUCAUGGAAAGAGUUGUUUCAACAGCACUACCAAUUUUGAUACCUGCUGCUUUAAUAGCAGAAAAUCCAAUUCUUGAUGGUAUAAUGUCUGUAUUAGUUGUUAUGCAUUCACAUUGGGGUUUGGAAGCUGUUAUUACAGACUAUGCACGUCCUAGUGUUGUUGGACCUGUAGUGCCAAAAUUUCUGCACCUUACGUUGCUUAUGAUCUCAGCACUUACACUGUCUGGUCUGUUUAUACUCAUAAAUAAUGGUCCUGGGGUUUCAAGAGCUGUGAAAGAUGCUUGGGCAAUUGGCAAAACACCCCCACCAACCAUACCUGCUUCUGAUGAAUAAUUCCUUUAUUAUAUAUUUUGAUUAGAAUAAUUCUCUAAUUAAUAUAUAUUCUGAUUAGAUCAUGAAUAUGUUAAUUUAGAUGUUUUGAAAUUCUCUUUAUCAUAAAUUAUUUAGAAAUAAAUUAUUUGUCUUUAAAUAA